Styela clava is the source of this 1021-nucleotide messenger RNA. Its product is annotated as DNA-directed RNA polymerase II subunit RPB3-like. Gene Ontology annotation, biological process: transcription by RNA polymerase II. Lineage: Eukaryota; Metazoa; Chordata; Ascidiacea; Stolidobranchia; Styelidae. The record is from RefSeq and is a predicted model, not a curated record. Gene Ontology annotation, molecular function: protein dimerization activity. Gene Ontology annotation, cellular component: RNA polymerase II, core complex.
GUUAUUUCAGCAGAAAAUAGAAAAAAUGCAACCCGGCAAAUUGUAAUUAUGUACGAAUUUUGCAUUUGCUCUGUUCUUUCCAGGGGCGUAUAUUGAGGGGUUCGUUUUUUAUUAUUCUGGGUUUAGCGCUGACAAAUCGAAGACAAACAAUACAAUGCCUUACGCCAAUCAGCCUACAAUCGCAAUCACGGAACUUACGAAAGACAAUGUGAAAUUUGUUAUUGAAGAUACAGAUCUCAGUGUUGCAAAUUCACUCCGCCGGGUAUUUAUUGCAGAGGUUCCCACACUUGCGAUUGACUGGAUUCAAAUUGAGGAAAAUUCUUCAGUAUUGAAUGAUGAAUUUUUAUCACAUAGGAUUGGAUUGAUUCCAUUAACAUCCGAUGAGAUAGUGGACAAAAUUCAGUACUCAAGAGAUUGUAUGUGCGAUGAAUUCUGCCCAGAAUGUUCAGUGGAAUUUUAUCUCGAUGUCAAAUGUACAAGUGAAAGCACGCGACAAGUUACUACUCGUGAUUUAAUAUCCAUGAAUCCAAAGGUUGUUCCAGUUACAUCGAGAAGUAGAGGAGACGAGGUUGAAAAUUAUGGAGAACAAGAUGACAUACUGAUUGUUAAAUUAAGAAAAGGACAAUGUCUAAAAUUCAAAGCUUAUGCUAAAAAGGGAUUUGGUAAGGAACAUGCUAAAUGGCAAACAGUUUGUGCAUGUGCUUUCGAAUAUGACCCAGAUAACGCACUUCGUCACACAACUUAUCCAAAACCCGAAGAAUGGCCUAGGAGCGAACACAGUGAUCUCACAGAUGAUGAUGAUAGACAUCAAGCAGAAUUUGAUCCGAAUGGCAAAGCAAACAAAUUUUUCGUCAAUGUGGAAUCUACAGGAGCCAUAAAACCAGAGAACAUCAUUCUGUCAGGGCUCUCUGUUCUUAAGAAAAAGCUCAGUGACCUCCAAACACAGCUAAGCCACGAAUUGCAGCAAGAUGGACUAACUAUCGCAUGAUGAUGCUGAGAAAGGAUCAUUUGGUCAUAAAGU